AUGUCGCCUCCCCAUUCGCCCAAGAACAUCUCCCUGCCCAGCAUCAACGAGCUCUUCCCAGAACACCUCAUGGCGAAGCCACCGUCGCCUAUACAGAGAUACCCGUCCUCGUCAUGCAGAACGAGCCCAACUUCGCAUUACGCACCCGAACCGAAUUUUAACUAUCCUGAUGUUGUGGCGUCUAGCUCGAAUGUCCCCGACUCCUACCGAAAUACCGUCCCCGGUGCGUUCGGAUAUGCGGGCUGUGGCCCCGAUCAGAGCAUGUCCUUGGUUACGAAAGCGAAGCCUACAUUCCGAGUGGAGCUUCGCGUGUCCGAGCACGGACUGUCCGUCCCUCCGUACGAACGGUUCCCACGCCCCGACGAGCACAAGACCCCUGCGCCCUACCCUCCCAGCUUCUCAGCGAACCCAUACCUGUCCGGCGGGGCGGUCUCUGCGGGCAGCAGCCAAGGUCUACGUGGUCCCCAGUCGCCGCAAGACGGGCCACCAGGGUCUGAGGAGAAGCGUCACUGCUGCCCGCACUGCAACAAGCGCUUCAACCGGCCGAGCAGCCUGAACAUUCACGUCAACACCCACACCGGCGCGAAGCCGUUCGUGUGCAGCUACCCGGGGUGCAACCGUAGGUUCAACGUCAACUCGAACAUGCGUCGGCACUACCGGAACCACCUCACCUCCCGCCGGCGCGAUGCCGUCGCGCGGCUGAUUCAGCAUCCCUCUGGCUCAGCCCACUCGCCGCCCCUCUCGGCCUCGCCGUCGCGCUCGCCCGAGCCAGUCUACUCCCCAGGUUCAAGCUACCGCUACUCAUUGGCGCCCUAUCCGCUCGAGCACUCCGCGUCCUACUCAGACCCUGAGGAGUACGACACCGGCCGCUCGCCGCCCCCCAACAGCACGCGUCACCACCCAUACGCCCGCCCGCCGUCCCCGCCGUCCCCGCGCUACGCGGCCAACGUCAAGCGCGAGACGCCCGAGCCCGCCCUGCCCGUGGGCGUGCCCGAGUCGAACCUUCGAGAGGACCGAGACCGCGUCCAGUGCCGCCUGCGCUCGAACUCGUCCCCCAUGCCGCGCUACCGUGAGGAUCGCACCCUGCGCCAUGCCGAGCCCGUCUGCGACCGUCCCGGGUGCUCGUGCAACGCCCGCCCCGUGUCGACGGCGCUCCGCCCUGCAUUCCCCGAGUACUUGCCUCCGUCGCAGGCCGGCGGCGAGCGCUCGCGGCCGUAUGGGCCAUGA
Rhodofomes roseus is the source of this 1227-nucleotide messenger RNA. RefSeq lists its product as uncharacterized. The transcript has 4 exons. Bases 1 to 1227 code for a protein of 408 amino acids. Lineage: Eukaryota; Fungi; Basidiomycota; Agaricomycetes; Polyporales; Fomitopsidaceae. The record is from RefSeq and is a predicted model, not a curated record.